AUAUGGAUCACCGACCCAUUUGAUUCAUACCCGUUAGAUAUUUUACUCUCUUGCUCUGUUCAUUCCAAAAAAUUAAAAAUUAACAAAAAUUCAAACUACUUGUCUCACAAAUUUCUUCAUCUCAACCAAACGCUACAUUUUACUCGUACAUACAUAAAGCUUUCUCUCUCUCUCUCCUCUCUUUCCCCUAUUUUUCGCGAUUGCUGGGCACCCAAAUUAUUAAUUUUUUUUUUAUUGUAACAGAUUCAAGAUUCAAUUUUAAUUGAGGGUUUGCAAAAAUUGGGGGAAAAUUUAUUGGACAAGAGGGAAGAUCAUUUCUUUAGCUCUCUUUAGGAGAGAGAGCUAAAUUAAAAGAGGGAAUAGGGGUUUAAUGGCUUGGAGGCAACUUAUUAGGCAGGCGGCAACACGGGAAUACGAGCUUGUACGAUUGAGGACUAUUUCAACUAGGCUUUAUUCAACUUUACGACAGCUGCACAAUGUUGGAGAAAGUAGACUUGCAGGAUCUCAGAAGAGAUAUCAAUCGAGCUAUGUUGGCAGCUUAGGUCAAAGAGGUCGAGAUGCUGAGGGAGCAAGUGAUUAUUUUAGGGAUGUUUAUCGCCGAGGCGAUCCAGAAGCAGUGAUAAGAGCCUUUGAAAGUCAACCUGCUUUGCAUUCUAGUCCUACUGCUGUGGCCGAGUAUGUUAAAGCACUGGUCAAGGUUGAUAGAUUGAAUGAAAGCGAGUUGCUCAGAACAUUGCAGAGAGGAAUAGCUGCCACGGGCCACAGCUUUUCUGAGGAAGAAAGCAUGGGUGGACUUUCUGCUUUCCGCAAUGUGGGAAAAUCCACAAAAGAUGGAGUACUUGGAACUUCUAGUGCUCCAAUACAUAUGGUGUCUUCUGAAGGAGGGCAUUUUAAGGAACAGCUGUGGCGUACUUUUCGUACCAUUGCUUUAGCAUUUCUCUUAAUAUCAGGAGUUGGGGCACUAAUUGAAGACAGAGGAAUUAGUAAAGGACUUGGUCUGAAUGAAGAGGUGCAGCCUAGUAUGGAGUCCAACACUAAAUUCAGUGAUGUGAAAGGUGUUGAUGAAGCAAAAGCUGAGCUAGAAGAAAUUGUUCAUUAUCUUCGAGAUCCUAAGCGUUUUACUCGUUUGGGAGGUAAACUCCCCAAGGGUGUUUUGCUUGUUGGCCCUCCUGGUACUGGCAAAACUAUGCUAGCCAGAGCUAUUGCUGGAGAAGCUGGAGUACCUUUCUUCUCUUGCAGUGGUAGUGAGUUUGAGGAGAUGUUUGUUGGUGUUGGAGCCAGGAGGGUUAGAGAUCUGUUUGCAGCGGCUAAGAAACGGUCACCUUGUAUCAUUUUUAUUGAUGAGAUUGAUGCUAUCGGGGGAAGUCGUAACCCCAAGGAUCAGCAAUAUAUGAAAAUGACAUUAAAUCAGUUGCUUGUUGAACUUGAUGGCUUUAAACAAAGUGAGGGAAUUAUUGUGAUAGCUGCAACCAACUUUCCUGAAUCAUUGGACCAUGCGCUGGUUAGACCUGGACGAUUUGAUCGACAUGUUACCGUUCCCAAUCCAGAUGUUGAAGGACGCAGACAGAUUUUAGAAACUCAUAUGACUAAGGUGCUGAAGGGAGAAGAUGUGGACCUCAUGAUUAUUGCUCGAGGAACGCCAGGCUUCUCUGGUGCUGAGCUUGCUAACCUAGUUAACAUAGCUGCUCUGAAGGCUGCAAUGGAUGGGGCCAAGGCAGUGAGCAUGCCUGAUCUUGAGUAUGCCAAGGACAGAAUUUUAAUGGGCAGUGAGCGCAAGUCCGCUGUAAUCUCCGAGGAAAACCGGAGGAUGACAGCGUAUCAUGAGGGCGGUCAUGCCCUCGUCGCUAUGCACACUGCUGGUGCCCUUCCGGUUCACAAAGCUACAAUCGUCCCUCGAGGUGUUUCCCUUGGAAUGGUUACUCAACUUCCUGAGCAGGAUCAAACAAGUGUUUCCCGGAAACAAAUGCUUGCCCGCCUUGAUGUUUGCAUGGGAGGUCGAGUUGCUGAGGAGCUCAUUUUUGGGGAGAAUGAGGUAACUUCUGGUGCAUCCUCUGAUCUCCAACAAGCAACAAAACUUGCACGGUCAAUGGUAACAAAGUAUGGGAUGAGCAGAGAGGUUGGGCUUGUGACUCAUGAUUAUGAUGACAAUGGCCGGAGUAUGAGCACUGAAACUCGGCUCCUUAUUGAGCAAGAGGUUAGGUUUUUACUUGAGCAAGCAUACAACAAUGCCAAAAACAUUCUUACAACUCAUAGCAAGGAGCUCCAUGCCUUGGCUAAUUCAUUGUUAAAGAAUGAGACACUCACGGGCAAUCAAAUAAAGGAGUUGAUUACAGAAGUCAACUCAGAGCAGAAGCAACAGCAGCAACAGCAGAUAGUGGCCACUCAGAACAGUGAGCAGUCUAAUCCGUCUCCACCAUCAACCCCAGGUGCCGCAGCAUCAGCAGCUGCAGCUGCAGCAGCCGCUGCAGCCGCUGCUGCAACAGCCAAAGCAAAAGGAGUUGCUCCAGUGGGGUCUUAAAUGUAGACUCUAUUUAUAAAAAAGCUUUUUUUCUUAUAUAAAAAAUUUACUGAAUCCAUUGUGCAUAUAUUUAGCUGUUAAUUUUUAUUGGAGGAUGAUGUUCUAUUUCCUGUCAUUCGCUACCAUUUCUUGCGUGCAUUUGCUGCAAGUUAUCUGGUGUUUUCCCUGUAUCAUCAAUCCGUGAGUUGGAAAGUGAACUAGAGAUGUAGAGAAACUUAGCGGCCGAAGCAGAUCUGACACGUUAAAGUUGUGUAGCAAUAUAAAGGUGGUUUGUUCUUUUGCAUAUGUGCAAUAACAGGUUCUACAUUUCUCAAUAACACUCAGUUUAAGUCGUCUCUUUAUUUA
Molecule: messenger RNA, 2863 nt
Organism: Chenopodium quinoa (quinoa)
Lineage: Eukaryota; Viridiplantae; Streptophyta; Magnoliopsida; Caryophyllales; Amaranthaceae
Product: ATP-dependent zinc metalloprotease FTSH 4, mitochondrial-like
Exons: 7
Coding region: 371-2518 (715 amino acids)
Biological process (GO): proteolysis
Cellular component (GO): chloroplast thylakoid; membrane
Molecular function (GO): metalloendopeptidase activity; ATP-dependent peptidase activity; ATP hydrolysis activity
Source: RefSeq, a predicted model, not a curated record